AAGAAAAUAAAGGAUAAAUUCUGCUGACUUUUUGUAUUUUUGCAACCUUAUAUGUUCAUAAAUACAUGUUCUGUUUUAUAUUCUCGAAAAAGCGAUCUCAUCCUCAUAAAAUAUGCAAAGACAGGCGAUCAUAGCUACUGAACAUGUCGAAAAAUCCCGCAUUACAUAUCUUUUGUUAGACUUUAAAAAACAUUCCCAGUUUCAGAUGGAGCUUUUCACCUAAACCAAAAGUUUUAAUUGCAUUUUUAAUUGCAUUUCAAUAAUUGCAUUUUUCAUUUAUGCUUUGCCGUUUUAGAUUCGUGGCAAUAAAGCAAGACGAAAUUUACAACUAUUGCAUGAAUUAAAAUCACAUACAAGUAUGAAAAUAUAUGGUAGGAAUCGUUUCGUUUUAGGUCACGAUCUCCAUUUUUCAAUCCAUCGUUCAAAAAAACUUCACUAUCAAAUACCAAAUGAUAAUGAUUGGUUUUAUAUUCAUGGUAAAUGUUCAUUUACAAUUAAAGCUGUUGUAGUUGAUGAUGUUUCUGAUAGUGAUAAGACUGAUGAAAAGUGA
This is a messenger RNA of Didymodactylos carnosus, 550 nucleotides long. The record is from the annotation of a GenBank genome assembly. Lineage: Eukaryota; Metazoa; Rotifera; Eurotatoria; Philodinida; Philodinidae.